GCACGAGAAUAUUUAAACUGUCGCAUGAAGAAUGAACUUAUGGAAAAGGCUGAAUGGUCAAAGCUAGGAUUUGAGGAUAAAUCGGAAAGGCAAAAGGAAACCACAACAACAACGUCAACGCCAAAUAGGACAAAAUGAAAACAACAAAAAAUCUACUUCUAGCCUGUACAGCAAGUGUGGCCACCAUCAAGUUUCCACUGCUAAUUGAAAAACUACAAAAUUUAGAUACGGAAUUUAGCUUUAAUAUUAAAGUAAUUUUAACUGAAAACGCCAAACAUUUUGUCAAAGCCUCCGAGUUACCCAAAAACAUAGAAAUAUUAGAUGACCAAAGUGAAUGGAAUGCGUGGACAAAACGAGGUGAUCCUGUUUUACACAUCGAUUUGGGAAAAUGGGCAGAUAUGCUGGUAAUAGCACCGUUAAGUGCAAACUCAUUGGCAAAAAUUGCAGUUGGUCUAUGUGAUAACUUGUUACUGUGCGUGGUGCGUGCUUGGGAUUUCAAGAAACCUCUACUCUUUUGUCCAGCCAUGAAUACGCGCAUGUUUGAUCAUCCCGUAACCAGUGAACAUAUAAACAAAUUAAAAUCCUGGGGUUAUCAUGAAGUUCCAACCGUUUCCAAAACUCUGAUGUGUGGUGAUACAGGCAACGGGGCCAUGGCUGAGGUUGAUACAAUUAUUGAAAAUAUUUUACUAAAAUUGCGUUGUGUGUAAAUAAAAAAAACAUAAUUAUAUAAUAAUAAAAAUAUACUUUCCAGUGAGAAAAACAA
This is a messenger RNA of Musca domestica (house fly), 763 nucleotides long. RefSeq names its product phosphopantothenoylcysteine decarboxylase. NCBI's taxonomy places the organism in Eukaryota, Metazoa, Arthropoda, Insecta, Diptera, Muscidae. The transcript is spliced from 3 exons. The record is from RefSeq and is a predicted model, not a curated record. Bases 135 to 707 code for a protein of 190 amino acids. Gene Ontology annotation, cellular component: phosphopantothenoylcysteine decarboxylase complex. Gene Ontology annotation, molecular function: FMN binding; phosphopantothenoylcysteine decarboxylase activity. Gene Ontology annotation, biological process: coenzyme A biosynthetic process.